AUAACGGACUUUGUUGGCGUUAAAAGCUUAAGUUGUCAUUAUUCAACUGUUAGCUGGUGAAGUAAGUUGUGUAACUUAACUAGCUGCUAGCUAGCUAUCGCUUGCUAACGUUGACGUUACAAUCGAAAAGGUCUUCCACAAAAUCCACCCAUAUGGGUUUAACAAGACAUUCUCUGCUUUACCUUACCAUACCUACUGUAUAAACCGUCUCUGACCUUACCUUUCAGUCCGACACAACGCAUGAAGUAUUGUGACACUGGAUUCACCCCUCUACUGUGAACAUGGGAAUUCAGGGCCUGUUACAGUUUCUGAAGGACGCCACAGAGCCCGUAAACAUAAAAAAAUACAAAGGCCAGACAGUGGCCGUGGAUACAUAUUGCUGGCUCCAUAAAGGAGCAUUCGCAUGUGCUGAAAAACUAGCCAAAGGAGAACCUACGGAUCAAUAUGUAACAUAUUGCAUGAAAUUUGUGGACAUGCUCUUGUCCUUCGGUGUCAAGCCCAUCCUGGUGUUUGAUGGUCGUAACCUACCAUCGAAGCAGGAAGUUGACAAGGCACGUGGAGAGCGUCGACAGGCCAAUUUGCAGCGAGGCAAACAGCUCCUUCGUGAGGGAAAGGUAUCUGAAGCACGGGAUUGCUUCACUCGUUGUGUUAGUGUCACUCCCUCCAUGGCUCAUGAAGUAAUCAAGGCCGCCAGGAUAAGGGGUGUGGACUGUAUAGUGGCUCCCUAUGAGGCGGAUGCCCAACUGGCCUUCCUGAACAAAGCAGACAUUGCCCAGGCCAUCAUCACAGAGGACUCAGACCUGCUAGCGUUUGGCUGUAAGAAGGUUGUAUUAAAGAUGGACAAGCAGGGCAAUGGUUUGGAGAUCGACCAGAACCACCUGGGCCGCUGCCACCCCCUGGGGAACGUCUUCACAGAGGAGAAGUUCCGCUACAUGUGCAUCCUGUCAGGCUGUGACUACCUGCCCUCUCUCUAUGGCAUAGGCCUGGGGAAGGCCUGCAAGCUUCUCCGCAUGGCCAACAACCCUGACAUCCUCAAGGUGAUUAAGAAGAUGGGCCAGUACUUAAAAAUGAGCAUAACAGUUCCAGAUGAAUAUAUAGAAGGAUUCAUCAAGGCCAACAACACCUUCCUCUACCAGCUGGUGUUUGACCCCAUCAACAGGAAGGUGGUUCCACUAAACCCUUACUCAGAGGGAAUUGAUCCAGCAACCCUCUGCUAUGCAGGAGUAAAUGUGGGUGAUAAGAAAGGUUUGCAGAUGGCCCUGGGAAAUCUUGAUAUUCACAAGAUGGAAAAAAUAGAUGACUUUGAUCCUGAUAGAACAUCUGUACAGCCCACCAAACCUCGCAGUCGAGGUUGGAAUGAUCGGCCAGACAGCAAGGCCCUCCAGCACGUCAGCAUGUGGAGCAAAGGCUAUGCCCCGGGCCUGACCCCGGCUCCUAGUGCUCCCCCAUCUAUCCGGGAGAAGCUCUCCUCCACCAGGGGGAAGGAGAGAGUGGUCAGCGUGAAGGGCCUGAAACUCUCCGUUAAAGAACCACAGGUCAAGAGACCCAGACAAGACUCCAGUAUUUCAGAGGAUGACUUGCUGCAUCAGUACUCUACCUCAGACCAAAAAAAGCAACGCACAGAGACCUCACCCCCUGCCAGCACAUCACCAGCCACGCCAGAGACCAGGGGCUCCAAGGAGAACCGCGCUCCCGCCGAGAACAGACCACGGAACCGGUUUGCUACAUUACUGCAAAGGAGGAACCAAGCAGAGAGUGGAGACAAGGAACAUCACGGAACAGUCAGCAGGUUCUUCCACAGCAGCAGCAGCGCAGCAGUGGAGAGUCCUGCUCCUUCAGUGCAGGAUGGUUCUUCUCCGGCUGGACCCGCAGAGCGCUCCGACCCGGUUGGCUCCGAGGGAGACUCCACGCCAAAGAAGGAGGCUGACGACCCGGUUUUGGUCUGUGAGGAGUCCUGCAGCCCGCCGGCGUCUCCCUCCCCCGCCGGCCAGCGACUCAGCCAAGGCCUGGGGGUGUUCAGCUGGUCCGGCAGCUCUUCCGCCUCCUCCUCUACCUCCUCCUCCUUUUUCUCACGCCAGUCCAGCACCCCGGCCUUGUCGGGGAUCGCCUCCCUGCAGCAGUUCCAGCGGAAGAAGGAGACCUGGUCCCGGUCGGGUAUCGUCCAGGGGCAGCAGGUCCAGCGGCAGACCUCCUGCGUGUCCGAUGCAGAUGAGGAAGAGGAGGAGCGGGCGGACGUGUCUGAGAGAGACCGGUCCCCCAACACGCCACCCUCCCAGGACAGCGCCUAUUUCUCCCAACCCAACAGCACCUUUGGCAGCCUGGAGGAGACUCCCAUCUCCUCCUUCACACAGCUCAUGGAUGCGUCCACUCCCACGGAGGAGACAUCCUCCGUGCUGAGCCCGGAGGGGAGUCCCACGGACACCUGCAGUCAAGAGGAGGUCCAGUCCACUCCCAUGAGACCAAAGCAGGUGGCAGGCCUUCCCCGCGUGCGGUCCACUGAUGCGGCCAGAGGAGGGAAGAUCCGCACCUCUGCUCCGGCGCGGGCCAGCGGCCUACGCAAGAAGCCCACGGGGGCCGGGAAGAGGUCCAGCAACGACGAGAACCAGCCGGCCAUGCAAGCCACCAUCAGUGGCCUGUGGAAGAGCUUUGGAUUCAAGAAAGAAACCACAAAGAUUGCUCCAUGCAAGAAAGGGGAACCUAUGUCGCCGGUGAAGGAGAAUGUGUCUGCAUCAUGCUCCCCCCACUAGCACCUCCACCUACCUCUUACUUGGAAAAGCCUCUGGACCAGCAGAAUGAAGGCUUUUUUCCAAGGGCCUCAUUCUCCCCUACUAUUGUACAUACUAUGUAUGUUAAAGCUGAACGGAUGAAAUCUUAUGGGAGCUGUCCUGUCCUUUUGUUGUUGAUGUAGUUGUUUUCGUUGUUGUUGUUUUAUGUAAAUAAUAAAGCAAAAAAUGUUUUUU
Molecule: messenger RNA, 2960 nt
Organism: Sardina pilchardus (European sardine)
Lineage: Eukaryota; Metazoa; Chordata; Actinopteri; Clupeiformes; Clupeidae
Gene: exo1
Product: exonuclease 1
Exons: 14
Coding region: 282-2747 (821 amino acids)
Biological process (GO): mismatch repair; DNA recombination
Cellular component (GO): nucleus
Molecular function (GO): DNA binding; 5'-flap endonuclease activity; metal ion binding
Source: RefSeq, a predicted model, not a curated record